Messenger RNA from Exophiala dermatitidis NIH/UT8656, 3111 nucleotides. Its product is annotated as RIO kinase 1. The record is from RefSeq and is a predicted model, not a curated record. NCBI's taxonomy places the organism in Eukaryota, Fungi, Ascomycota, Eurotiomycetes, Chaetothyriales, Herpotrichiellaceae. Gene Ontology annotation, molecular function: ATP binding; protein serine/threonine kinase activity. The coding region runs from base 149 to 1978 and encodes 609 amino acids. Gene Ontology annotation, biological process: maturation of SSU-rRNA. Gene Ontology annotation, cellular component: cytosol; preribosome, small subunit precursor. The transcript is spliced from 2 exons.
CAGCCAAUCGCAGCCUCAAAUCUUGAUCCCCACGUCGAUUGUUGGCUCCAUCCAAAGUUUUCUGUGGCAACAUUCGACAACCUUCAGACUCAUGAUAAAACAAUUCUAGAAAUAUGUCAAGGCCCGGAACCCUCCAAACAUUGUGACAAUGGCAGACGACACAUCUAGAGGUAUUGCCGACGGAGUUGCACCAUCACAUACAUUCCUGCCCAACCGCGGAUACGUGGACAGUGAAGCCAUUCAAAGUCAACAAAGACAACAUCCAGUGGACUUUGGCCCCGAGUCUCUUGACAAGGAUGCGCAGGACGAAGAGCUCUCAGACUCAUCCCUUGACGAGGAUGAAGAGGACGACGAACUCUUUGACCCGGACUAUUUGGGGUCAUCGAAUCCGGCGGAUUUGACCAAAUCAUACAACCGACAGAAACGACUCAACCAGGCACGUGCGAAUCCGAAUGUGCCAGUAUGGCAGUAUCCGAAAGCGAAUCCGCAACAGUCGGCAGCCUUGUCGUCCGAACAAACGACCCAAAGCAAACUGGCCAAGCUCAACAUAUCCGAUUAUGACGAGUACCAAAAGUCCGGUCGGGGCGAUGACGGGGACGAGCGACACAAGGACAAGAGCGACCGCGCGACGACUGAACAAGUGCUCGACCCGAAGACGCGGAAGAUUUUGUUUCAAAUGAUCAAUGCCGGCAUCGUGUCCGAGAUCAACGGCACGGUUUCAACCGGCAAAGAAGCCAACGUGUACCAUGCUCUGGCUGCCUCACCGGAGAACCCAGACGAGCCGGAUCGACACGUCGCGAUUAAAGUGUACAAAACGAGCAUUCUCGUCUUCAAAGACCGCGAGAAGUAUGUCGCAGGAGAAUUCCGGUUCCGCAAAGGCUUUAAUAAGGGCGACAACCGGGCCAUGGUGAAGCUGUGGGCGGAGAAGGAGAUGCGGAACCUCAAACGCAUCCACACGGCAGGCAUUCCAUCGCCGGAGCCACUGUAUCUGAAACGUCAUGUCCUCGCCAUGACCUUUUUGGGCGACAGCAAGGGCAAGGCGGCGCCUCGACUCAAGGACGUCGAGUUCGCCGAGGAAGAGUCUGAGUCUAGAUGGCGUAACGUCUAUAUUGAGUUACUGGCCUACAUGCGCAUCAUGCUGCAAAAGUGUAAAUUGGUUCACGCCGAUCUGAGCGAGUACAAUAUCUUAUGGCACAAGGAUCGGCCCUACAUCAUCGACGUGAGCCAGAGCGUGGAGGUGGACCAUCCGAGAAGCUUGGAUUUCUUGCGCAUGGAUAUCAAAAACGUCAAUGAUUUCUUUAAAAGACAAGGCGUGGCUGUCUUGUCGGACAAGAAAGUCUACUUGUUCAUCACAAAACAAGCUGCCAAUGAGUCCCAGCUGGAGAUUGACACGUUACGUGCGGAAAUCGAUAAAAUGCUGGCCGAAAGAACGGAUGAGGAAGAAGAUGAGGUUGAGACAGAAGUCUUCCGCAAACAGUACAUUCCGCAGACGUUGGACGAAGUCUACGACGCCGAACUUGAUGCCGAGAACUUGAAAGUCACCGGCCGUGAUGCUCUGGUGUACAAGGAUCUGCUGGCGCCGUUGAAAGGCGAAAAGGAAACCCCGGAUUCCAGCGCGCCUGCCUCAUCUGCUGGUGGCGCUAUCAAACAGGCCGAGGCGCAAGAUCCCACUGUUUCCGACCAAGAUCAGGAUCAGGAAGCAGGCGAAGGUGUUCCUCUACCAAGAGAAGAGUGUACUGGUCACGGCGAGGGUGCCGGCGACGAUGGCUCCUCCGGGGAAGACGAGAGCGAAGACCAAAAUGAAGACGAGGAAGAAGAAGACCCAGCCCAACCGCGCGGCAAGCGGUUCCAGGACAAAGACGCAAAGCGUGAACACAAGCGCAAGGUCAAGGAAGAGAAGCGCGAGAAGCGAGCCACCAAGAUUCCCAAGAAUGUCAAGAAGAAGAUGGUCAAGGAUUCCAGCCGGACGAAACGGUAGAAGCCACGACUGCUGUCUUAAGGCAGUGCGCAGGGCAUUACCAGACACGACAUUUCCGGGUAACAGCAUAGUCGUCUUCUCAAUUCCUGACGAAUGUCACCAUCGACAUCAUUUUUACUGACUGGCCACUCCUGGGUCCAACCCGAGCGGUUGACGCAGUGAGAUUCAGCUGCAGUAAUGCAGAGCCUGCCGGUAACUCUAUCUGCCUCCUUUCAACCGUCUCAAGGCAUUCUCGACAGUCUUUCUAGGCAGUUCCGGCACACUAGCAGCGAACCCACCGUCUUCGUCGGCACUAGUAAUGGUAUAACGCGGCGGCAAGGCAUUGACCCCAUCCCAUAUAUCGCUGGGAAGAUAUUCGCCCAUAUUAUCCUUGAACUCUAGUCUCAACUGCUGGUCUUGUUGGUAGAGUUGUUCCAGCUGGGAGUGGGCGUCAUUAACGAUGCGUUCCAUCUGCUUCUGGACCGUCCGGCGUCGAGCGGCUUCGACAAUGAGGCCGUCGUACGCGUGCAGAAAGUUGGCGUAGUAGUUGCAAAGUUCUUCCAUGCCGCCAAUCCCAUCUUCGAUUUUGGCCUUCUCCUCGUUCCACCGGGAGGCAUGGCGUGCGGUCUCGGCCACGUAGUUGGACAACCGCGCCGAGAUCUUGUCCAGGAGCUUAAAUGCAGAGUUGACGUCUGCAUAAGCGUUCUCCUGCCGCUCUCGCCACUGGAGGAUCUUGUCAAGUUGAGCCUCCAUCUCAGCAUUGCGGUCCUGGAGUUCCAUCACGACCUCGUCGACCUCGGCGGCGUCGUUUUCUAGUACUUGUAACAUUUCGAGUCUUUCCUCUUCAUUCAUCGGUUGGGCUGGGGCUUGCAGCUCGUCCAUCGCCAUGCCGACCGCUUCGGGAAGGUCAUCAACGUUCGCCUUGACGGUCUGGACAACCGCCUCGCCCCCACCUUCGGUGUGCUUGAUGGCGGUGACGCAGAGGUCGAAAUGCCGAACAAGGCUCUCCAGCCCUUGGGCCAUUUCUCGGGCAUGGUCUUCUAAAGAACGUAGAAUGACGGAUAUAACCGGCUGCCGUGGCCCGCUUUCCGGGUCUGACGCUUCGGUUCUGUUGGUGAGGACAUCACUGAUAGUCUGCAAAUCUUCCUCGAGGA